GACAGGGCCCUGCUAUUUAUUGUCCCGUAUUCAUAUUCAAAUGAGACCCACUGUGGCUGAAACCAUUGUUAGGGCCUAUACCAAAGCACCGAAGCUGGGCCUAACAAUAGCAUGUUACAAUUCGGCAUCCCAUUUUGGGGGCUUUCAGCGUGUCGGCUCGGCCUAAACCACUGCUCUGUUAUUGUACAGUCAUUAUUUUCGGGGAAUAUUAUUAACCAUUAUAGCCUCUGACAGAGAUACUUUGUAAAGUUCAUAGUGUUUCCAUUCUACCCGAGUCAGACGUUAGACCAACACGACGUCGGGGCUCCUGCCACCAGUGUAGUACGGUUCGCUCGCCCACAACAUGAGUUGACUUAAUUUUGAUGUUAAGUCAUGGAGAAGAACUGCAUUCUUCAAGUCAACUUCGAGUGGUAGUUUACUUACGUAAUCUAUGUUUUCUUUCCACUGGUUUGACAAAUCGGCAUAAAAGGCCAGUCUGUGAUUCAUCAUACACAAAAGUAGCCAUCCAAGCCAUCAUCAGUGCGCCAGUACAGUACAUGUUGAUUAUUGAGCUUUCAUUAUUCCACACCUACGAGAUUGCGUAACUGUACACACCUUUCGCCGUGCCUUGAGUUUGUUUUGCCGGGUUUGGUCACGAAAGGCGGCGGUCACCAAACAAGCAGAGAAACUACGAGUACAGAAUAUCAUCGAGUUUGUGUUACCACAAUGUAAAAAAAAAACAAUUGUGUUAACAACAACAGUUAACACUGAUGACUACGACAAAAAUGAUAUCCGGUUGUUAGUGCUGGUAUUCGUGGGUGAUAAGCAGUGGACACGUUCAAUAGCAAUGUGUUGUUUUAUGAAGCAAUUGGUGGCUUGCUGGAUGGAGAAUGUUCGUACAGUAGUUGCAGAACUCUGCUGAUGGCUGAAGAAACCUCUCAGUGUGUUCGCCUCAUUUCUAGCCAACUAAAUAAUUACAUUAUGAAAGCUGUUCUGACAUUUCUUAGUGGAUUGUGCAGUUUUUGAUGCAGUCGAGUUGACUAACCGGGCAGAAAGAAAUAACACCCGGCUCGUUGAUCAUUGGGGUACGACAGCCAUGUUGCUGUACGAUGACAGGUGGGCGUCCAUUGACGAAAAUACAGGAAGCUGAUUUGUUAAGACAGUGACGGACGAAUGAGAGAAAUUAAGAUCGACAAGGUGUUAGCUGGAGCAUGAGCCUGGCCGAAGUGGUGGAGAAAACGGCAUUGUUUCCGCCUGAGCAGCAGGCCAGACUAAGAUUGCCUCGGGUGCCCGGGACGGUGCUACUGCCGUCACUACCCGUCAUGGCGUGCGGUGAGAGACCGGUCGCUAGCGACGUCCUCACCUCGGUCAAGACGGCAGACCCCGUAGUAGCGAGUCGGAGUUUGACGUGGUACAGGAGGCUACACGCGAGUUACAACAAACACCGGCACUUGGAGCCACUUCGUGAGAAUGCCAGACUGGCUUCAACCAUCGAGCAGCAACGGACAUCCCCCGGCUCUAGUGCAACUGGCCGGCAACUGGCUCUAGCGAAAGGCGUAUCCAGCAACAACAGACCACGGAGUGGGAAAACUGUACCAAGAGCUCCUUCAAAAGAAGGAGCUGCUAACCCAAAAAAAGAGAACAGUGACACAGCGAGACGAAGACCAAAAGAAACCCUGUCCAGUACGGGAACUAAACACCAUAGGAGUCAACGCAUGAGUUACCCACCGUGUAGUACCAAACCGUCUCAGACAGACGAGUGGGCGUCCCUCCCCACGAGUGAGGAAACCAAUUCAUGCCCGGUGCUGUGCGACCUAGACAACCUGACAAUCACACCAAAGAAACCUUCCAGCAAGUCAAGUCGUACCCAGCCUUCUACCUCCGAACAGGCACCAACUAAGGACACAGCCCACCACCAGCACAAGUCCAAAUCGGACAGUACAAAGAGACACAAAGAACACCUGAGAGCACCGGACUCGACAAACACUAGAUCGCGCCACGUGAAGUCCAGGAGACCAUCUCGAGAGGAUUCAAAGAGUCAGAGACCGAAGCCGCCGUCUUGGCAGGACAUAGCCCACGAUCAGCCCACCGCCAACACUUCUCAAGAGCCCGGAGUUACCACACACAUGUACAGUGUCCCCGAAUCGGUGCACAGCGUCCCUGCACUCCGGUGUGAUAGCGCCACCACUCGAUCAUCCACAGUGGAGUCGGAUCGACGGGCUGUGAGAGCCAACAUACGGCGGACAAGAAGUCGCGUCAUCGACGCCAAAGAGAUACCUAAGGCAGAGACCGUCUCUCUAUCCAAGACCAAACCUUCUGAGUUCAAUCUCCGCAAGACAUAUCAAGACGACACUGUGUAUUUGUUCGAGAACACCCAGAGGUGCCGUAAGUGGCUGGCUGCCGUCCAGGAAGCUGACGUCACGACGCACUUUGACGAAUCAGGGACUAUCAGUGACUCGAUACAAACUCUCGAAGACAGGGAAGAAAUUGUGACGUGUGAUAUGGAAAUAUCACAUGACAGAUGGGACUUCCUAGGGUCUCCGUACCCAGAAUCGAGUGGCAGUAGCUCUUGAGAUUAGUAACAAAUCUUCAAGACUCUGUGCAGAAUUUAAAGUUUCGUUCCAAAGCCGAGGAAACUGCGUCCCAAACGGAUAGUUCUGUGACAAGUCUACUGCCACCAAGCGUCGGUUAAGUUUUAACUUUUAAAGGACAUUCCAAGAUACACAUAUGGAAUAGUGAAAAUUGUCUGGCCUGCCACAUUUGUGUUAAAAACCAAAAUGCUCGAAGUGUCCAUGAGAGAAGAAACGCAAUCUUUUAAUAUUAAAUAAUGGGGGACCUUUGGGAUGCUAGAUGGGAGCAGACAUACCAGGUAAAGUCUGCUGCCACUUAGCGUUCACUUUAAGUAUCCCAUUCAAAAACGCACAAAGACGUUUAUUUAAUCCCUUUUAAAAUUAUGAUUUUCUUGGGCAACAGGGAAGUUGUUUUCAGUCUCGUUGUCCAAUGGGACAGUCAAAAGUCAUGCAAAAUUAAUUAGUUUAUGGCAGAUCACAGAACGUCACUAUAUAUGAAGAACUCAAACCUGUCAAGUGACACCACUUUGAUGUGUUGAGACAAACUCGGUGACGUUUAAGAUUAAACUUGGUGUGCUUGUGAUGGCAGUGUAACAAACAACUCGACGUUUCGAUCAGUAUGCUGUAAAGGUCUUCAGACUGGGAAACAUUUUUUCUGAUCUUUUGAGACAGGUCUGACACAAUUAUAUUUAAUAGUAUUGAAGUAUACAAAUCCAACUCGUAGAAAGUCACAACGCAAAUUAAGUUAGUGAUAAAACGGUGGAUUGUUAUGACCAAAGUAAAGCCCAUUCCAGUAGAUACAUUAGGGGACGACAAGCCCGCCCCCCCCCC
Asterias rubens (European starfish) is the source of this 3380-nucleotide messenger RNA. RefSeq lists its product as uncharacterized. The record is from RefSeq and is a predicted model, not a curated record. Lineage: Eukaryota; Metazoa; Echinodermata; Asteroidea; Forcipulatida; Asteriidae. The transcript has 2 exons. Bases 1191 to 2552 code for a protein of 453 amino acids.